AUGCAUUCGCCGAACAGCAGCGACGAAGGCUCCGACCAGCUUGAUUCGUACGGCGACUACGACCUUUAUUACAAUCAACCUGAUUAUCCCGAUGACUUGCUGGACUCCUCGCCUAGCGCAUCUCCAUCUACCCGCAGUUAUAGUGAUGACCCGGAGUAUUUUGAAUUCUACUGUAUGACUGCCGAAGAGGCGAAGAACAUGCUAAACGCUUGUAUUGGCACUGUGUGCCAGAAAACAUCUCUGAGUACCGCCGCUACCAAGGCAGUCUUACGGAAGCGCAAGUGGAACGUUGAAGACGUGGUAAGGUGCUAUCAUCAGGACUCGAGAAGGUUGCUGAUCGAGUCGGACGUGGAGCCGCAUCGGGUGUGUUCGGCGGCGUCUACCAGCGCCGACGUCUGCCCGGUGUGCGUGUGCAAAGCAGCUCCUGAAGAGAUGGCAUCCCUCGCUUGUCUGCAUCGCUUCUGCGCCAGUUGCUGGAGGAUGUACCUCACUGUACAGCUGAAUCAGGGAUGUAGCACGUCGAUCGAAUGCAUGGAGACGAACUGUCAUCUUCUAGUGCUGGAAGACUUUGCGUUGACGUUUUUGGCCGCUGCCAGUGUCGAACUAGUCGAGAAGUACGAACGGUUCGCGUUUCAUGACCAGAUUAAGACUCACCCGUUGCUGCGUUUCUGUCCGGGAACCAACUGCAAUACGGUGUUCAGGGUGGCCGUGGCCGAGCCGAAGAAGGUGACGUGUAACAACUGCGGCAGGAGUUUGUGUUUCACAUGCGGCCGUGAAUAUCAUGCGCCGACCAACUGUUGCACCAUCCAACGCUGGCUGACGAAGUGCGCCGACGAUUCUGAAACGGCCAACUACAUCACUGCUAACACCAAGGAUUGUCCGAACUGCCACAUCUGUAUCGAGAAGAACGGCGGGUGCAACCAUAUG
Soboliphyme baturini is the source of this 927-nucleotide messenger RNA. The record is from the annotation of a GenBank genome assembly. NCBI's taxonomy places the organism in Eukaryota, Metazoa, Nematoda, Enoplea, Dioctophymatida, Soboliphymatidae.